AUGUGUAUCCGAGGAUUGUGGAGUGGAGCUGUGAAUGCAGAGUGCGAGCGACUAAAUUUCACAGCGCGGGGUGCCUUCGGAGAGCAAGAAAUCGAACACGCAUUAGCAGUACCCCCAUUAGAUUUACCGCACCAAUCACUAUCGCGAGACAUUGUGCAGCGCGUAAAAGAACACGCAAACGUGGAAGUCGUGCCUUACUUGAACGCGAAACCUCAAAUUCUCAUCGGACAAGACAAUUGGGCUCUAUUACAUCCUAAAGAAGCCCGAGCACUAGGCAAAAGCGGCAUUGUAGUCUCGCGCACAGCUUUAGGUUGGACAAUCCACGGGUACAUGAAGUCAGAUCGUGAAUCGAAAAACACGAUAAACGCUCACACAGUCUGCUGCAGCGGUAAACAGCAAAGCGAUUCCGAACUGCAAAUUCUUGAAAGGUUAGAUAAACGGGUACAAGAGUAUUACGAUAUUGAGAGUCUCGGGGUGAGAGUGACUGCAAAUAAAAGCAGCACCCACGAUAGAGCAUUAGCAAUUUUAGAAUCAACAUCGCGGAAGAUUGGCGCAGAAUGGGAGACGGGCCUGUUGUGGGAGCCGGGUUUGAUGCCGAACAUCGACAGCAGAGUCACUGCCAUGAAACGUCUUCGGUCAUUAGAAAAGAAAUUAGAUAGGAAUCCGGAUUUCGCAGCACGUUAUUACAAAGAAAUGGGGCGUUUAAUCGAAAACGGAUAUGCCGUGAAACUGGAAAACGAGGCGCGGAGGCCGCGAGUCUGGUAUAUACCUCACUUCGGCGUAGAAAAUGUGAAUAAACCCGAUAAGGUUAGAUUAGUUUUUGACGCGGCUGCUAAAACGGGGGGAGUCUCAUUAAACGAUCUGCUUGAAACAGGACCCAAUUAUUUAGAAUCACUUCCUGGAGUUCUCUUACGCUUGAGACAGUUCGAAGUUGCCGUUGUAGCCGACAUCAAGGAUAUGUACAUGCGUAUCAAAAUGUUGGAGCGGGAUCGCGGCGCGCAACGAUUUCUCUGGCGAGGUGCUGAUCGCGAACGCGAGCCGGAAGUGUACGAAAACAUGAGUUUAGUUUUUGGUGCGACCUCCUCACCAUGCAGCGCUAUUUAUAUUAAAAAUAAAAAUGCGGAGAGAUUUGCCGAGACGCUGCCUGAGGCCGUGCGAAGUAUCGUCAAAAAUAGUUAUAUGGAUGACUAUCUAGCGUCAGGAAAGUCAAUAGAGGAAAUGAAAACUCGCGUGCGAAACGUCAUACAUAUUAAUAGCGAAGCAAAUUUUAAAAUGCAUGGGUGGGCGUCAAACGAACCGCAAGUAGUGCAGGACGUGCGAGACGAGCAGAAAUUAAGUAAGAACGAUCCGGCGAGCCUUUGCGAUACAAACGAGCGAGUCUUAGGCCUAUACUGGGAUAGGAAUGAAGAUACCUUAAGCUUCAACGUCGGUCUCAACAAAAUUCGAGCGGAUUUAGCGAAUGGAAUUAAGCCGCCGACGAAGCGCGAAUUUUUUAGCAUCGCGAUGUCGGUUUACGACCCACUUGGUAUACUUGCCCCUUUCACCCUCCAAUCGAAACUUAUUAUGCAGGAUAUUUGGCGUAGUGGCAUAAAAUGGGACGGGCCGAUCCGCGAAAAAGAAUUUAAAAUUUGGCUCGUGUGGUUAAAAAAUUUAGCGGAAAUGAAAAAUGUUAAAAUACCGCGUUGCUUUCUUUUCUCUGACUUUGAUAACGUAAAAGUGCAGCUGCAUAUUUUUUGUGACGCGAGUUUAAAAUCUUACGCUACCGUAGCCUAUCUAAGAAUGGAGACGCGCGAUGGCCGAGUUCGUACCGCGCUAAUUAUGUCAAAAUCACGCGUCUCCCCAGUUAAACCGAUGUCAGUGCCCAGGUUAGAGUUACAGGCAGCCGUAAUUGGAACGAGAUUAGCCGCAAUGACCGAGAAAGAGAUCGAAAUCACUAUUCAUGAACGCGUGUUUUGGACCGACUCCACGACAGUUCUCCAUUGGAUUCGCGCAGACCCUUCCCGAAAACAAAUGUUCGUUGCUAAUAGAUUGGGCGAGAUUGGCGAAGCGACGAAAGUUGCCGAAUGGCGCUGGGUCUCUACUAGUCUGAACCCAGCUGAUGACGCGACGCGACCCUCGGAAGUACCGAUGCAUUCGGACGAUCGGUGGUUAGUAGGCCCAAUGUUCCUUCUCGAGAAGCCUGAGUCCUGGCCUCGUUCCAAAUCGCUAAACGAGUCGGAGAAACGGGAGAUCAACGAGUUAGAAGCGCGUAAGGAAUUUAUCGGAACGUUUCAAAUCGAUAUGCCAGACAAUUGGAAUACGUUAGAUGUUAGAUAUAGAGUGCUCGGGUGGGAUAGAAUUAGAGAGGUAGCAACGGUCGUGCGAAAAUAUUUUUAUAUUUGGCUCGACAAUGUACGGAAGCGACAGGGAGAAAAUACAACAGAUCGCGCAACGCGAUAUAGACGUCGACAUCGAGAGAAAUCAAAGUUGAAAAGGCCGAUAGGUCCGCCGGCGCACCGAAGAAUCGAGUCCGAGGAAGAUCGUCUGCGUGAGUCUGAAAAUGUUUGGUUUCGAGUUAUCCAAGCCUCACUCUUCUCGCACGAAAUGACCUUAUUGGAAAAAGGGAAAGAGCUCCCACGAGAGAGCAAAUUAAUUAGUUUAGAUCCAAUUGUUGACGAAAAAGGAUUACUGCGUGCUCGCGGACGCGUAGUACAAGUAGAGAACGAUAACGGCGAGGACGUCGAUAUCGAAAUGAAUCCGAUUAUUUUAGACGCCAGUCAUUUCGCAACGCGAUUAAUCAUUAAAAACUACCAUGAACGAUAUUACUACGCUAAUAAUCAAACGGUCAUUAACGAAUUGCGCCAAAGAUUUUAUAUUAUCGGACUUCGAAGCAGGCUAAGAUGGCUAGCCAAACGUUGUUUUGUCUGUCGCAAGCGCCGCGCGCAACCAACAAAUCCACCGAUGGCCGCGUUGCCGAAAGCUCGCAGAGCCUAUAAACAACGACCCUUCACACACUGCGGUAUUGACUACUUCGGCCCAAUUACGUUAGAAUUAGCCAACAAGCUAGACGCAAGCUCGUGUAUGAUGGCCGUCGAUCGAUUUGCUCAUAGGCGAGGCUUUCCGAGACAUCUGUACAGCGAUAACGGUACCAACUUCGUUCAGGCAAACAAGGAGUUUAAAGCCGCGUACGCAGCGAUGAAUGAGGAAAAAACAAAGCAGCGACGUUACGCGAAAAAGCAUGAGUUCGAGUGGCAUUUUAACCCUCCUAAUGCUCCUCACAUGGGGGGAGCAUGGGAGCGGUUAAUACGCUCCGUGAAAACCGCAUUAGAACAUACGCUCGACGGACAAACUCCCUCAGAAGAAGUCUUGCAAACCCUGUUAGUAGAGAUCGAGCAUCAGGUAAACUCGCGACCGCUUACAUACGUAUCAAUCGACCCGCGGGACGAGGAAGCACUUACACCUAAUCAUUUUUUGAUAGGAAGUUCAUCCGGACACUUGCGUUUAGAGAAAUUCGAAAAUGAAAUAGACAGUCCCCGUAAAGCCUUUGAAACAGCGCAAAACUUAGCAAAUCGUUUUUGGACAAGGUGGCUACGCGAAUAUUUGCAGUCUCUGCUCCCGCGAACCAAAUGGCGCACCCCCGUCGAACCAUUGAAAAUCGGUGAUAUCGUGCUCAUUGUCGAUUACCAAGCACCUCGCAACUCGUGGCUACAAGGUCGAGUCAUUGAAGUCUAUCCGAACCAGUCUGAUGACGUGAUACGAGUGGUUAAAGUCCGCGCCGGAAAAAAGGAAUUAAUAAGAUCGGCGAACAAACUGGUAAAAAUAUUCAGCCCAUCAGAGAAGUCUAGAAAUUAA
Phymastichus coffea is the source of this 3831-nucleotide messenger RNA. RefSeq lists its product as uncharacterized. The record is from RefSeq and is a predicted model, not a curated record. The transcript is spliced from 2 exons. Gene Ontology annotation, molecular function: nucleic acid binding. Bases 1 to 3831 code for a protein of 1276 amino acids. Gene Ontology annotation, biological process: DNA integration. NCBI's taxonomy places the organism in Eukaryota, Metazoa, Arthropoda, Insecta, Hymenoptera, Eulophidae.